Molecule: messenger RNA, 2668 nt
Organism: Durio zibethinus
Lineage: Eukaryota; Viridiplantae; Streptophyta; Magnoliopsida; Malvales; Malvaceae
Product: formin-like protein 4
Biological process (GO): actin cytoskeleton organization; actin nucleation
Molecular function (GO): actin filament binding
Source: RefSeq, a predicted model, not a curated record
AUGGCUGUCAAGUUUCAGACACUGUUUUUUCUCAACCUGGUGCUUUCGUUUUUCAUUUCUGCCUUACCUUCCCAAGGUUCUCAAAAUAUUGAAGUUUUCUACCCAAUCCAACCCCCACCGCCUGCCCCAGAACCAAUUUCACCAAAACCUUCAAGUUCUCCUCCAAGUCCAGAAAGGCCGCCAGGUUCACAACCGUCGCCGCCAUCAUCACCAUCUUCAUCGAAUGACACCAAUAAAACUAUUGCAAAGGCAGUAGGUGUAACUGCUGCAUGCACUAUAGUUAUUGCAGGGAUGUUCUUCUUUUUCAUUAGAAAGUAUGCUUUUGCACACCGCAAAAGAGAGAGAGUUGGGGAUAGUUUCCAGGGAGGUCAGCCUAGAGUUCAUCCAGAUGAGUUUGCAAGAUUUAAUGGCAAUAUAAAGGGUUUAAUUGUAGAUGAGAAUGGUUUGGAUGUGCUUUAUUGGAGACAGCUUCAAAAAGGAAAAAACAAAAGCGGGUUUGGUAAACAGAUUAUGCAUAGUCCAAAGGAUGAAGAAGUAGGAGGAAUGGUCCGAGAAGGAAGCCGAAGCAAGAAGGUAGAGCCUGUGCGGGGAAUUCCUCCGCUUCGUGGGAAGUCUUCCACUUCCCAUGGUCCACCUCCUAAAGAUGAUGAUUCAAGUGAAACUAUAGGUCCUCUACCUCCUCUUCCGUCUCAUGGGAUUGUCCUAAAAGCCGUUGAGAAAAGGGAAGCACCGGUUCAAUCAAAAUUUUUAGCUCCAGCAUCAAUGCCACCUCCACAACCCUCAAUCCCACCACCUCCAUUACCGAUUCAAAGCAAUAAAAGUCCAAUAACACCUUCGCCUCCACCUCCACCUCCACCUCCACCAAAUAGAACUCCUGCGCCGAUACCUCCACCGGUUCCAGCGAAAAGUCCUGCCCCACCACCACCACCUCCUCCUAAAGCAGGUGGUUCAGUUACGUCUUUGAAACCUCCUACAGCAGCCAGAGAUAAGUCUACUGGGGGUAAACCAGGGGAGUCUUCUGGAGAUGCCACAGAAAACGGAAAUAAUCAAGUUAGAUUGAAGCCAUUGCACUGGGAUAAGGUGAACAAAAAUGUUGAUCAUUCCAUGGUGUGGGACAAAAUCAAUGGCGGGUCUUUUAAGGUUGAUGAUGAUCUUAUGGAAGCUUUAUUUGGAUAUGUUGCUACAAGUAGGAAAUCCCCUCCUAGUAGUAGUAACUCAAAGAAUACAAGGAAUAUUAACACUAGCUCAUCAUCACAAAUCAUGGUUCUUGAUGCCCGAAGAUCCCAGAACAUAGCAAUUGUGCUCAAAUCUCUGGCUCUCUCUCGUAGGGAACUCCUUGAAGCCCUGAAUGAAGGCCAAGGGCUUGAGGCAGAUACUGUUGAAAAGCUCAUGAGAAUUGCCCCCACAGAAGAAGAACAAUCCCAAAUCCUUAAUUUUGAUGGAGAUCCAACAAGACUUGCCGAUGCUGAGUCCUUUUUGUUCCACAUUUUGCAAGCUAUUCCAUCAGCCUUCACACGUCUUAAUGCCAUGCAAUUUAGAUCAAACUAUGACUUGGAAAUUCUCCACAUGAAGGAGUCUUUACAAAUACUAGAGUUAGGGUGCAAGGAGCUUCGCACUCGAAGACUGUUUAUGAAACUGCUGGAAGCAAUACUCAAAGCCGGCAAUCGCAUGAAUGCUGGAACUGCCCGAGGUAAUGCUCAAGCUUUUAAUCUUACUUCUCUGCUUAAGCUCUCUGACGUUAAGAGCACCGAUGGAAAGACAACUCUACUCCAUUUUGUGGUAGAAGAAGUGGUCCGGUCCGAGGGAAAGAAAUGUUUUAUCAGCAGAAGUCGUAGCCUGAGUCGCAGCAGCAGCCAUAGCAGCAAUGGUAGCUUUGAUCAUUUAACAUCAAAAGAGGACAGAGAAAAGGAAUAUAUAACGCUUGGAUUACCAGUAGUAGGAGGCCUUAGUUCUGAGUUCACUAAUGUGAAGAAAGCAGCCAUGAUAGAUUUCAACACAUUUUCUGGCACUUGCUCAGCUCUUUCUGCUCGUGUAGCAGAAAUCAAACAGCUAGUAUUGCAAUGUAUGGCUGAUGGAAAAGGUGGAUUUGUGCAAGAACUGAAAGGGUUUAUUGAUGAUGCUGAAGAGGAACUGAAGAUUAUAAGAGAGGAGCAAAAAAGAGUGAUGGAUCAUGUAAAAAGAACCAUAGAGUAUUAUCAAGCAGGGCCUUCAAAGGAUCCUUUCCAAGUAUUUGUUAUAGUUAGAGACUUUCUAGGUACGGUCGACCAGGUCUGCGUAGAAAUAGCUAGGAAUCAACAAAGGAGGAAGUCUUCAACUGCAAGUUCUGGAUCACAAUCACCUAAUUCUCAUGAUUCAAGAACCAUAAAGAAGUUCCCAAUCUUGCCCGCAAAUUUCAUGACAGGCAAGUCCAGGAGCAAUUCUAGCGAAUCGGAUGUAGAUUCAUGACCAUGAACAGGUCUUCAUCACAAAGCCAAUGUACAUAAACUUCAUAGCAAACUUCUAGAUUCACAGCAAGUAUAGCAAAAUGAUUAUUGAAUUCGUCCAUUUGUUUUGUACCAAAUUUUGAUGAAGUGGUAAAUAUAAUGAAGUCUGAUUUUUCUGAUUUAAAGUUUAAACUUGUUCCAUCGAGUAAGCACCGGAAAGAGGAGUGGAUUUUUGGACUUCAAAG